Molecule: messenger RNA, 861 nt
Organism: Elgaria multicarinata webbii
Lineage: Eukaryota; Metazoa; Chordata; Lepidosauria; Squamata; Anguidae
Product: serine protease 27-like
Exons: 6
Coding region: 1-861 (286 amino acids)
Biological process (GO): proteolysis
Molecular function (GO): serine-type endopeptidase activity
Source: RefSeq, a predicted model, not a curated record
AUGCGCCCUGAAGCCGCCAGACAAGGUGCUGCUAACUCAGAAGCAGCUUGUGGCCAGCUUGCUGAAGGACAAUCAGGUUCUCAAUGGCCCUGGCAAGUCAGCAUUCUUCGAGACAGCAAUCCUAUUUGUGGAGGCUCCCUCAUUGCUGAGCAAUGGGUGCUGACAGCAGCUCACUGCUUCUUUGGAUUCAUGUACCCUUCCCAAUACGAUGUGAUGCUGGGUGCCUAUCAGAUCAACAGGCCCAUGAAUACUGUGGUAAAAUCGAAAGUGAAACAGAUUAUCUCCCACCCUGACUUCAGUGGUAGAGUCAGUUCCAGUGAGGAUAUCGCAUUACUUAAACUUGUGUCCCCUGUGAAAUUCACUGACUACAUCCUCCCUGUCUGCCUGCCGCACUCUUCGAUACAAUUCUCUAUGGACGCAGAUUGCUGGGUCACUGGAUGGCAAGCUUCUCAAGAAGUUGUAGGGUUGCCACCCCCAUUGAUUCUCAAGGAAGUGAAGGUGCCACUGAUAAACCAAACGGACUGCAAUACUUUCUAUAACAGUCACCUAGUUCAAGGCCUGACCAUUGAUUCGAUUAUGCCUGAUAUGGGUUGUGCUGGUUACCCAGAAGGUGGAAAUGGCACCUCCAAGGGUGACUCGGGAGGACCCUUGGUUUGCAAACUCAAAGGAGGUUGGACCCAGGCAGGAAUUCUGAGUUGGGGAGUACCAUGUGGCCGACCCAACUAUCCUGGUGUCUACACUUCAGUGGCUUUCUAUGACAAAUGGAUCAAAGAGACGAUGGAUAAUGGGAAGAACAUUGGACUGCAAAAUACCCCUGCUGUGAUAUUCCUCUUGAUGUCUCUUGCAAUAGCUCUCCUGUGA